This is a messenger RNA of Nothobranchius furzeri (turquoise killifish), 674 nucleotides long. RefSeq names its product NADH:ubiquinone oxidoreductase subunit S4 (gene ndufs4). Lineage: Eukaryota; Metazoa; Chordata; Actinopteri; Cyprinodontiformes; Nothobranchiidae. The record is from RefSeq and is a predicted model, not a curated record. Gene Ontology annotation, biological process: electron transport chain.
UUUUUUCUCGCACUUUUUGUCCCUUCGCAGUUGCCGUAGGUUACUCUUAACAACAAAUAUGGCGUCUUCAAUGUCACUUCUCGCUUUGGGACGUUUGUCUUCGUUCAAUUUAGCUUCGAAAAUCCCCCUGAAUCCUCUCAGGUCUGCAAGCAUUUCAGCAUCGAGGCUGGCAGAGAAACCAGGACAAGACACGCAACUUAUUACAGUUGAUGAGAAAUUGGAUAUUACCCCUUUGACUGGAGUCCCCGAGGAGCACAUCAAAACCCGUAAGGUUCACAUUUUUGUUCCUGCCAAAACGGCCAUGCAGUCUGGGAUCAACAACACUAAAAAGUGGAAGAUGGACUUUGACACCAGAGAGCGGUGGGAGAAUCCAUUGAUGGGCUGGGCCUCAUCGGCGGAUCCUUUAUCCAACAUGGUGCUUUCGUUCUCCUCUAAAGAAGAUGCUAUAGCUUUUGCUGAGAAAAAUGGUUGGAGCUACGAAGUCACGGAGAAGAGGUCAUCAAAGCCCCGAGUGAAAUCCUACGGGGCAAACUUCUCUUGGGAUAAGAGAACCAGGAGGUCCGCAAAGUAAACCCAAGAGCCAUCAGUUUGCUGCUUUGACCUUUGUGUGUGUCCCACAGCAGACUUGUGUCAUUCUUGUCAAUAAAUUCUUCGUUAUAUGCAUGAAAACCAAA